UGCAGUCAGAGCUGGCAUUUUUCAUUCCAUCUCACUUGUUUUGAUCGAAGAGAACAUUAAAUACGUGUAAAACAUAGGCACUUGCACUAAAAUGUCCACCAAAGAUAAGAAAACAACUUUAAAGGAUAUUGCUUCGAAGAAAACUGACACCGGGUUAAUUAAAAAUGGAGAGAAUUCGGAAAAAACUUCGAAAAACAAGACGGAAGCACAAACUGAACGUUUAAAAUGUGUUGAUAAACGAGACCCAGUCCAAGACCCGAAUACCGUAGCUACAGUGUCACCAGCUUACAUUAUUUAUCACUACAAUGAAGAUGUGUUGUACUAUGCCAUUUUGUUUUUGAUGAUAGUGCUGGCACUAGUGACGAGGCUGUACCAAAUUGAAAUUCCACCAUGGGUGUGUUGGGAUGAAACCCAUUUUGGAAAGAUGGGAAGCUGGUACAUCAAGCACUCUUUCUUCUUUGAUGUCCACCCACCACUUGGAAAGAUGCUGAUUGGCCUGGCUGGGUAUUUGACGGGCUAUGAUGGACAGUUUCCAUUUGACAAGCCAGGCGAUGAAUACAAGGAAGCGCAAUAUGUUGGCAUGCGAGUGUUUUGCGCCCUCCUGGGAGCAGCCCUAAUUCCGCUGGUGUACAUGUCCACGUGGCUGUUGUCUGGUUCAGUUAUAGCCUCCAUGUUUGCGGCCGUGUUUGUUCUUUUUGAUACGGGCACAAAUGCUCUGUCCAGAUACAUUCUUCUAGACCCCAUUUUGAUGUUUUUUAUCAUAUCCGCCACCUUUUGUGUUCUGAAAUUUAUGUCACUGCAUCAAAGGCCGUUUUCUGUUCAAUGGUGGCUCUGGCUUGUUUUGACUGGUGUGACUUUGUGCUGUGCUAUUGGUGUGAAGUUUGUGGGUCUGUUUGUGAUCCUGCUGGCAGGCUACAGUACAGUGAAUGAUCUCUGGAGGCUGCUAGGCAACCACAGUCUGUCCUUGGUGGAGAUCAUGAAGCACUUUCUUGCCCGGGCAGCCUGCCUGAUAGUUUUACCGGUCAUCUGUUACAUGAUCAUUUUUGCAGUACACUUCCGAGUGUUGUAUAGAACGGGAGGUGGAGACGGCUUCUUUAGCUCGCAGUUCCAGUCGCAGCUGGAGGGCAACCGGCUACACAACAUCAGCAUGCCAGACAGAGUGGCCUUUGGCAGUGUGAUAUCGUUGAAGCAGCAGCGUACUGGGGGUGGCUAUCUGCACUCACAUUCCCACCUGUACCCUGAAGAGCAUCCUCCUAGACAACAGCAGGUGACCACCUAUAGCCACAAGGAUGAGAACAACAUGUGGAGAGUCAAUCCAUCCAUGGGGAAACCUAACUUGGAGGGGCACCCCGUGCUGCUGAAAAAUGGUGACCUUGUAAGACUGGAACAUGUCAUAACAAAAAGGAAUCUCCACAGCCAUAAGGAGCCCGCUCCACUCAGUGCAAGACAUUUCCAGCUCUCUGGAUAUGGUCAGGAUGGGGAGGGUGACGCCAAUGACGUUUGGCAGGUGUACAUGCCAGGUGAGGCAGACGGCGCUGAGGUGCAGGUGGUGCGCUCCAAGAUCGUCCUCAUUCAUUACAUCGUCAAGUGUGCUGUGUACUCGCAUGACAAGAAACUACCCAAAUGGGGCUGGGAGCAGUGUGAGGCUACAUGCAACCCUAACAUCAAAGACUCCAAGGCAGUCUGGAGUGUGGAGGAGGUUGUUGAUGCGCGGUUGGCAAAUGUGAGUUUUGAGGUCCAUUCUCCAUCAUUCCUAGACAAAUUCUUUGAGAGCCAUGCUGUAAUGACCCAGGGAAAUGCAAACUUGAAACCGAAGGAAGGGGAGGUCACUUCUAGACCCUGGGAAUGGCCUAUUAACUACAGGGGCCAGGUGUUUUCAGGGAAAACCCACAAAGUGAUCCUGCUGGGCAAUCCAGUCAUAUUUGUUGGACUGCUAUGUUUGAAAUUGGUGUUUAUUGUAACCUAUGGCCUCUACCGCUUUAGUAUGCAGAGGGGACUGAAGAUGGACUCGCACAUUGCAGCGUUUUGUGAGCGGUCAUUUUCUGCUGGGUGGUGGUUGCUGAUUGGAUGGGGUCUCCACUACCUGCCGUUCUGGUCCAUGACAAGAGUUCUAUACUUCCACCACUAUUUCCCAGCAUUUCUCUACAGCAGUAUGCUUGGAGGGGUGGUGCUGGACUACUGUAUAAAGAUUAUGUGUUCAAAAGUAUCACCAUCAUUGUCUAGAGCCAUGUUCCAUGUCUGUGUUGGCACCAGCCUCUCCAUAUUGGCUUACAGCUUCUAUUUGUUUCACCCGUUGACCUAUGGCAUGGGUGCUGGAACCUCGAAGGAUGAAGGUCACAUCAUGCAUGGCCUACGCUGGAUGGACUCAUGGGAUAUCUAAAGACAGGAACAUGAUUAGGGGGCUGAAUAAAAAAAAAUCUUUUCAAAUAAGAAUUUAAGAAUAUAUUGAUUGGACUGGUUUAUGUUAUGUUGUUUUAAAAACCAUUUUGUUUAUGCACAUAGAACACGUUGACCUUAAGCUUAUUUAUGAUUGUUUUCUGGUUGGAUGAAAAAGAGGCCUGUUGAUUUUGAGGUAAACAAGUCAAAGUUUCAAGUCACAGGGUCUUGCAUCAUGGAAUUAAUUUUUGAACAGUUUUAAGAAAAGUCUUUGAUUAACGUUAUUCCAAAUUAAAUUAUUUGUGUACUUGUUACUCACUAAGAAAGGAAUAUGCCUAUUUUCUUUUAGGUCAACGACACAGGGGAUUGUAAUAAUAAAAUUUGUUUCUCCAUUUUGUUUUUGCAUGAUGUAGUAGAAAAAAUGUUUUGACCAAUUUUUAUAAAAGUAUGGUGAAAAUAUGUACCGGUACUCAAAAUAUCUACAGAAAACUUAAACGUAUGAUCUUACAGUUAUUAUGCAGGUUCAGGGGAGGAAAACCUCCAUUGAUUUUGAGAUCAAUGGUCAUGAUCAGCCCAUAUUGACAUCUUUGCUAAAAUGUAUAGUGCUUUUUUUGUGUACAAAAUAAUAUGGCAUUUGUACUUGCCACUUCCAUAUAUAUUUUAUUGAACAAUAACAGGUAUCCAUUAUUUAAGUUAGCCUGAGGACCAUACUAUGGAAUCCAUGAAAUAUGAACAAAAAGUAUUAUAGAAUAGAAUCAAAUAUAUAGUAUACAAUUAUUUCUUAAAGCAUAUUAACUGUGAAACUUGUCCAGGAUUCUUUCAAAUGGUUACUGGCUGUCAUGGUCAAUACAGAAGAUCAAAUUAAAAACCAUUUCAUGUGAAAGGAACAGUUCAUUUUAAGCUCAUCUUUUUUUUGAAAAAAAAAAUGAGCUGUUGUCAUCACCUUGGCGUCGGCGUCCAGUUAAGUUUUGCGUUUAGGUCCACUUUUCUCAUAAAGUAUCAAUGCUAUUGCAUUCAAACUUGGCACACUUACUUACUAUCAUGAGGGGACUGGGCAGGCAAAGUUAGAUAACUCUGGCGUGCAUUUUGACAGAAUUAUGUGCCCUUUUUAUACUAAGAAAAUUGAAAAUUUUGGUUAAGUUUUGUGUUUAGGUCCAUUUUAUUCCUUAAGAAUCAAAGCUAUUGCUUUCAUACUUACAACACUUACUUACUAUCAUAAGGGGACUGUGCAGGCAAAGUUAUGUAACUCUGACUGGCAUUUUGACAGAAUUAUGUUCCUUUUUAUACUUAGAAAAUUGAAAUUUGGUUAAGUUUUGUGUUUAGGUCCACUUUAUUCCUAAAGUAUCAAAGCUAUUGCUUUCAUAAUUGCAACACUUACUAACUAUCAUAAGGGGACUGUGCAGGAAAAGUUAUGUAACUCUGACUGGCAUUUUUGGGGGAAUUAUGGGCCCUUUAUACUUAGAAAAUUGAAAAUUUGGUUAAGUUUUGUGUUUUGGUCCACUUUACCCCUAAAGUUUCAUAGAUAUUGCUUUCAUACUUGGAACACUCGCAAACUAUCAUAAGGGGACAGUAAAGGACAAGUUGCAUAACUCUGGUUGUCAUUUUUACGGAAUUAUAGCCCUUUUUUGACUUUGUAACUUUGAAUAUAUGGUUAAAUUUUGUGUUUAGAUCCACUUUACUUCUAAAGUAUCAAGGCUAUUGCUUUCAAACUUCAAAUACUUUCAUGCUAUCAUGAGGGUACUGUACCUGGCAAGUUGAAUUUUACCUUGACCUUUGAAUGACCUUGACUCUCAAGGUCAAAUUAUUAAAUUUUGCUAAAAUU
Messenger RNA from Dreissena polymorpha, 4198 nucleotides. Its product is annotated as protein O-mannosyl-transferase 2-like. Bases 92 to 2380 code for a protein of 762 amino acids. Gene Ontology annotation, cellular component: membrane; endoplasmic reticulum. The record is from RefSeq and is a predicted model, not a curated record. The transcript is spliced from 20 exons. Gene Ontology annotation, molecular function: dolichyl-phosphate-mannose-protein mannosyltransferase activity. Lineage: Eukaryota; Metazoa; Mollusca; Bivalvia; Myida; Dreissenidae. Gene Ontology annotation, biological process: protein O-linked glycosylation via mannose.